This is a messenger RNA of Alexandromys fortis (reed vole), 7131 nucleotides long. RefSeq names its product histo-blood group ABO system transferase 1-like. The record is from RefSeq and is a predicted model, not a curated record. Lineage: Eukaryota; Metazoa; Chordata; Mammalia; Rodentia; Cricetidae. Gene Ontology annotation, biological process: carbohydrate metabolic process. The transcript is spliced from 8 exons. Bases 5269 to 6408 code for a protein of 379 amino acids. Gene Ontology annotation, cellular component: Golgi apparatus; vesicle; membrane. Gene Ontology annotation, molecular function: glycoprotein-fucosylgalactoside alpha-N-acetylgalactosaminyltransferase activity.
UUUGGGGUUGGCAAGAGGCUUUGCUCUAGAGGGGUUCCCAGGUGUCCACGGGGAUGUCCCCAGCUAGAACCCAGGGCAGUGGAUGAGAGGGUGCCUGAACUGGCCUUGUCCCAUAGUCACACUGAUGACUAUCUUGAAUAUCACCAUAGAAGCAAUUCCUUAUAUAAAGGAGUUGUAAAAAAUUACAUUGAAACUUGUUUUAUGAGUUUAUCCUUUUUAGAUAAAGUCUGGCAGUAGAUAAACUGUGUCUUUACAGCUGGAGACAUAGUAGCUCUAGAAAAAAGUGAGGCCUGAUUUUACCUAUGGAAUGAACUGCUCUAGCAGCCUUGAGAAGGAGCUGUUUACUUGUUGCUGCCAAACUAACAAAGCUACAGUUAACCUUCAACACCAUCAGAGAACUGAGAAGGAUAAAUUAUAUCAGGAAAUAUAAUUCAAAUUGACUAUGUAUCAAUUGAAACGACAGAAACUUAUCACUACCUGGGUUAUGGGUUACCACAGGUUCCCACUGAAGGGAUCUGUAUGGGCUCAGGACACCUAAGACCAAGUUCUCAGCACAAAAGAGAUUUAUUUGCCCCAGAGGGACAAAUAUCAGGCAAUCAGAGACAAAUGCAGAAGAUAGUGAAGGAAGGAAAGGGGGAAAGGAGCAAGGGAGAAAGUGAAGGGAUAUUUGUUCCAGAGGGACAAGGGACUGACUUAAGAUAGAGAGGAGACAGAUGUGACCCAUAGGCUUAUAAAGGUAAAAUGAGAAACACCUUUAGGAUGAGGUGUUUAAUUUUAAUUGUGCAUGUUAAUUAGUUGAGCCAAAGGGGGCUUUUGGUUGCUUGACUCAAAUACUUUGAUAGCUUUAUCGUGGGAGUCUCAGGAGGAAGAAGUAGCCCAAUAAGAGACUAGCCCUUGACGACUACCUUUCGGAAUAUAAUCUAAUGGAUUUUAUCAAGGCAGAGGAAAUGGGGACGAAGGGCAAGGUCUGCCAGAGCCACAUUUGCUGUGCUCAGGCUGGCUAUACAUCCCCACCUAUCUGCUUUAUUAUUGGGUUGCUGAGUGUUGGGUAAGUGGCCAUCUCUUUCAGUUUUCAAGUCUUGGAUCAUUUCUUUCUCCUGUUUGAGUGCUGUUUCUUGGUUUUGUUUAAGGGAUUUGUUGACUUCCUCAAAUUCUUUAUUUGUCUUUCCCUCCAUCUCUUUGAGAGAAUUUUUCAUUUCUGCUUUAAGGUCCUAAAACGUUCUGCUAAAGUUAUUCUUUAGGUUAUUUUCUUCUACUUCAUCUAUAUUGCUGUUUUAGAGUCACUAAAUUUUGUUGGUGUCGUGUUGCUCUUUGUGGUUUUAAGUGAGUUCUUACCUUGCCUACCCCUCUUUUCCUCUGACUGCUGUAGUAGUGGCCCUGUCUCUGGUGAUCACUCUUCCAGGUGCCACUGGAUUCAAGGCUUAGAUGGUUGCUCCUCAUGGUGGAGUCUGGGACAUGGUUCCUGUUACCCUGGAGGUCAGUCGGCAUCCCCAGAGGUCACUUGGUGUUCCCAGAGUUUGAUCUGCAAUCCGGGAAUUUGCUGAGGCCUGCUCCCAUGGAGAUUGCUUGCUUAGGUCUGCUCCCACGGGGGUCCCUGGCUCGGGCCUGUUCCCAUGGAGGUCGUUGGCUCAGGCCUGCUUCCAUGGAGUUCACUGUCUCAGGCCUGCUCCUGUGGAGGUGGUUGGUUUGCGUCUACUCUCAUGGAGGUCGCUGGCUUGGGUCUGCUCUGGCAGAGGUUUCCAACUUGGGUCUGCUCCAGCGAAGGUGGCUGGCUCAGACCUGUUCCCAUGAGUGUUCCUGCCUCGAACCUGCUCCUACAGAAGUGACUGACCUGGACCAGGUCCUGUGGAGGUCGCUGGCUUGGGUCUGCUCUGGCUGAGGUCACUGGCUUGGGCCUGUUCCCAAGGAGGUUGCUGAUCUGGGCCUGGUUCCACAGACAUUGCUGUCUCAGGUCUCCUACUGCAGAGGUCACUCACUCUGGCCUGCUCCCGCAGACAUCGCUGGCUCAGGGGACUGGACUCAUAGAGAUCACUCAAGCUUGAUUUUUAAUAUGCCCAUAUGCACCUACAGUCUCAACUCAAACCCAUAACCUCAUAGGGUGACUCACUUUUCAUUCCCAGGGAUACAUCAUUUAUCAUUCUGGGCUGAGUGGGUGGUGCUGGGUAGUUGAUGAAGCCUCUUAGGGCAAAGUUUAGGUUAAAAAAAAUAUGAUAUGUAUAAUAUGGGGCCAGUCAUUCCUGGUGAUUCCAACCACCUCAGUGUUGGUGUUUGUUCAGCCAGGCUCUGUUUAGGCUCACUGGUCUCUGAGUGCGUCCUUGGAAUGGGAAGGGGUAAAUUUCUCUCUUUUUUGCUGUGGAAAGAUAAGUUUGGAGAGACACAGAGGGAAUGGAGUUGAGUUGCUGUACUGCAAUCUCUGCUUCUGUCUUUGGGAAUGCAUUCCUGGGCUGUUCUCUGUGCUUUAUCUGUUUACCUCCACUGUCCUUCUUUUGUAAUCUAUAUCUUCCCAAUAAACAUUAACAGCUCUUAUAUAGUAAAACAUACACUGUAUACAAUAUGAUAACUUUUGACACCUGUGACGCAGUCUUAAGCCAAGAUAAGAAAACCGGUUCCUCAUUUCCUUCUGCCCGUGAGCUGCACUGUUUCCUCAGGUCAGAGACUACUCAUUUUACUUGUUCUGGGACCCUCAGAGGACCACUCUUAAGUGGGUGUCCAUAAACUUGAGGCCCCAGUUCAGGAUCUCGUCCAUGCCUGGACCUGAGACAGAUGUCUUGAAGAUUAAAAACGUUCAGGGUUUUUGAGGAACUUGGCAAAUUAGUGCCUGUUCUUGGGCUACCCGUCUUGUUUAAUCUCUAUUCAUCUACUUAGUGAAAUUUGUUGAACACUGGUAGUUAUCAUCCUCCAAGAUACCAGAAGAAUGCCUGCCACAGUGAGCAGGAAAAGGGAGGUAAGCUUGGAAGUAUGAUCUCCAUAUAAUAAAUGAGAGGCCUGAUAUGUGCAAGUUUGAGAACCAGUGUGUCAGGAGAAGAGCCAGUGCAGGGGAGGCACAGCCCCAGAAUUUGGUGAAGAGUGCUGGGAGGUAGAGAGGGCCCCCACCAGAUGAAGAAAGCCUGGAGUUUAGACACAAUGGUGGUUGGUGAGUUGGUUGAGCAUGGUUGAUGGGUGGGUUUUUAGAAAGUACUAGCUCUUGGAGGACUGAUCAACCAGGAAUUCUGGAAAGUACCUGCAUGCUGGAUCUUCCUCUUUUCUGUGGGUCUCCCCAGUGCUUGACAAGACCUAAUGAACAUCACAGAAGCGAUCAUGCCUUAGGGUGACCUGCUUGUCAGAACCCGGCAGGUCAUACUUAGCAUCUCUUCAUUCCAUGUAGAAGUAGAGAUUGAUGGUUGGUGAUACCGAAGCAGAACAAACAGCAGCAAGUCCUGGCUAGUCUGUGACUCACAAAAACCCAGCGGUUACUGUGGUUUUAACUUGUGCUCUUCUCAGAACAAGAAAUUUUGAGCAGCUUGUAUUUCUUUGGUAAAAUGCCUGGUGAACUAUUUCUUUUUAUCUUUUAAAGAUGUUACUAUCUCGUGUCUUAGGGUUUCUAUUGCUGUGAAGAGAUACCAUGACCACAGCAGCACUUAUAAUAGAAAUAUAUUAAAUUGGGGAGAAUUAAUUCUAAGAGGUUGAGUUAUUAUAAGGGCUGCGUGGUCAUGGGAUCUCUUCACAGCAUCAUGGAGUGACAUGGUGACUUGCAGGCAGACAUGGUGCUGGAAAGGCAGCUGAGUGUUGUACAUCUUGACCCACAGGCAACAGGAAGUGGUCUGAGACACUGGGUGUGGCAGAAGCAUAUGUGAGACCUCAAAGCCCACCUCCAUAGUGACGCACUUCCUCCAACAAAGCCAGACCUUCUAAUAGUGCCUCUCCCUAUGAGAGUAUGGGGCCAAUUACAUUCAAAUUACCACAUAUCCCUUUUUUUAUUUCUUCAAUUUACACACACACAUACACACACACACACACACACACACACACACACACACACACAUACCUAAAGUGUGUAUUACCUGGUUACAGGUCUUCUUCCAGGAAUUCUUGUUUUACAUGCUUACCGGGAUCCCAGCUCAGGCCCCCAUGAUAGUGCAGCAAGUGUGCUUAAUCCCUGAGCAACCUCUCCAGCUCCCACCAUGUAGUGUUUGAUGACUGCUAGAAUGAUGUGAAAGGAAUAAUGUAAUUCCUUAAAAGGUUGGAACUGUUGGGGAUAUUUUUUAAAAAGCAAUAAAAACAAUGACAAGAUCUCACACGAUCCUGUGGUGAGUAGUGACAGCAUUGUGUUCUGUAAACAUCCAGCCAAGAGGGCAGAUGGGUCUCUAGAUUCAUAUAUAGAUGAGGAGGGGAGUGUGGGGGGCAUACACAGCAAGGGAGUUCCUUGUUCAAAGAGCAUCAAAUAAUAUCUUAAAUAUAAAAUUGUUUAUAUUUAUGUACAUGAGCAUUCUGUCUGCAUGUAUUUCUGUGCACCAAUUGUAUCCUUGGUGCCUUAAAAGAUCAGAGACCAUAUUGGAUUAAAUGGGCAUAUUUUGUUAGACUUAAAUUAGAUUAUUUAGUUAGAUUGGUGGCAUUGGUGGCACAUGCCUUUAAUUCCAGCACUCAGAGCAGGAGGCAAGUGGAUCUCUGAGUUCAAGCCCAGUCUGGUUUACAGACUGAGUUCUAGGACAGCUAGAGCUACAUGGAAAAAAAAAACCCUGUCUCAAAACAAACGAACAGACACCCCCAAAACAACAGCAAGAUCAACAAAAAAAAUACUCAACCAGACAAGAAAGGAACAAAAAAGUAUACACACUAUUUCUUGCUUUUGCCUUUAAAAACCUUGUUCUUUCCUUUUUAAUACACCAGGCAUUUGCUUUUUUUUAAAAAAAAAAAAGUUUAUAUUUGUAUACAUGAACAUUCUUCUGCAUGUAUUUCUGUGCACCAAUGGUAUGCUUCGGUGCCUUAAAAGGCCAGACACCUUAUUGGGUUCCCUGAAACUGGAGUUAAUAAUGGUUGUGAGAUGCCAAGUGCUCUUAAUGUGGUGAGUCAUCUCUUCAUCCCCAAAGGAGUUAUUUUUAAAAGUUAAAAAGUAGCAACUAUUUAAAGAUUGGGGAAAUGUUACCUUCAGUUAGAUUCCUCUAUAACCUGUGACCACCAAAACAUGGAGGGGAAUAUAAUGAGGACAAAGAAAGUUCGCAUGUCCAUUUUUCUUUGUUUGUUUCUAGAAGCUUUUGGAUCUUAGCUGUUCCAUUGUGGGAGGAUGUGGAGAUGUGGAGAGGAAGCAUAAGAAGUGACAAAUGGGAUGGCUCAGUGGGUAAAGUUGUGAGCCUGCCACAGAAGAAGAAAGAUGUGACCUAUCCUGCCAGAAAAGGAAGACAAAAAUGCUACUCGCCUCACCUUGGAAUCCUUCCCCUCACAAUGUUCAUCUUGGUCUUCUUUGGCUAUGGGUUCCUGAGCCAAAGAAGUCAGGAAUUGGGACACCAAGGAACUGUGCCUAGUGUGCCUGUCAGGGAGCUGGAUGUCCGGGAAGUUGUAGCCCUGUCAAGGAUGGUCUAUGCUCAGCCAAAGGUGCUAACACCCAGUAGGACAGAUGUACUUGUCUUGACUCCGUGGCUGGCUCCCAUCAUCUGGGAGGGGACCUUCAACAUCGACAUCCUGAAUGAGCAGUUCAGGCUUCAGAACACCACCAUUGGACUGACAGUGUUUGCCAUCAAAAAGUAUGUGGUGUUCCUGAAACUGUUCCUGGAGACGGCAGAGCAGCACUUCAUGGUGGGACACAAGGUCAUCUACUAUGUCUUCACUGACCGUCCUGCCGAGGUGCCGCAGGUGCCCCUGGGGGCAGGACGGAAGCUGGUGGUGCUGACCGUGCGCAACUACUCCCGCUGGCAGGAUGUGUCCAUGCACAGGAUGGAGAUGAUCAGCGACUUCUCCGAGCGGCGCUUUCUGCAGGAGGUGGACUACCUGGUGUGUGCAGAUGUGGACAUGAAGUUCCAAGACCACGUGGGUGUGGAGAUUCUCUCAGCACUCUUCGGUACCCUGCAUCCUGGCUUCUACAGAAGCAGCCGAGAGGCCUUUACCUAUGAGCGCCGGCCAAAGUCACAGGCCUACAUCCCCCACAAUGAGGGCGACUUUUAUUACAUGGGGGCCUUCUUUGGGGGGUCAGUGUUGGAGGUGCACCGUCUCACCAAGGCCUGCCAUCAGGCUAUGGUGGAGGACAAGGCCAAUGGCAUCGAGGCCAUCUGGCAUGAUGAGAGACAUCUGAACAAGUACCUGCUGUACCACAAGCCUACAAAGGUGCUGUCCCCAGAGUACAUGUGGGACCAGAAGCUGCUGGGCUGGCCCUCUGUCAUGAAGAAGCUGAGAUAUGUGGCUGUGCCCAAGAACCAUCAGGCAAUCAGGAACAGAUAGCUGAAUUCCUGUUGGAGAGGCCAGCCUUAUAUCCAGGGUCACUCCAGGCUGUGUGGAACUGGGAAGAUUUGAGAGACAUAAUGAAGUGUCCCCAUCUACCCCCACCUCAGAGUCUGGCAGGCCCAGUGCCACUUGGAUUACCACAUUCUGAGGCCCUAGAGUGGCAGCCACUUUCAGUUCCCACUGUGUCCCUAAGCUCCUUCUCCUCAGGGGAUAGGUUCUGGAGCCUCCAGAAACAGGAGAAACUCUGUCAUGCAGUUACCUGAGGGCUUGGGCAUCCUCACUCAGCUAGUUUCUUCCUCUUCUGGAGGCUUGACAGGUGGUCAGUGUGCACGGAGGAGGCAGGAGGGCAGGGAGACUCACAGCCUGCAGGCCUCUGAGGUGCUUAGCUCCUGCUCAGCCCAGAUGGCAGAUCAACAACCAGGACCCUCACCUCUACUCAGUUUUGGUACAUGAGGCAAUAGUUAGUUAUCCAUCCUGGGAAUAAAUGUAUUUGUUGAUGAUAUAGGAAGUUUUUAAUUUUCUUUCUCUUUAUCUGAGGUACUUGGGGUCGAAACCAGGACCUCAUGGAUGCUAUUUGAGCAUGUUCCCACUGAAGCUCGAUCCCAAUCCAGGUUCUCCUAGGGCACACAUGACUGGACUUGCUGAGUCUUAGGUCCACUGCAUUAUUUUUAUACUCUGGGUUUCACUUGAAGUUUCCAAAUAAAGAGAUUGUUACUUUUC